Molecule: messenger RNA, 573 nt
Organism: Aspergillus niger
Lineage: Eukaryota; Fungi; Ascomycota; Eurotiomycetes; Eurotiales; Aspergillaceae
Exons: 4
Coding region: 1-573 (190 amino acids)
Cellular component (GO): membrane; cytosol; intracellular membrane-bounded organelle
Molecular function (GO): calcium ion binding
Source: RefSeq, a predicted model, not a curated record
AUGGGCAAGUCGCAGUCGAAGCUCUCCCCCUCCCAGCUGGAGGAACUCCAAAAAGCCACGCAUUUCGAUAAGAAGGAAUUGCAACAAUGGUAUAAAGGAUUCUUGAAGGACUGUCCGUCGGGGACACUCACCAAAGAGGAAUUUCAGAAAAUCUACCGGCAGUUUUUCCCUUUUGGCGACCCGUCAUCAUUCGCAAAUUAUGUGUUCCGCGUGUUCGACUCGGAUAAUAGCGGCAUGAUCGAUUUCAAAGAAUUCAUCUGCGCCUUAUCGGUCACGUCGCGCGGCAAGAUGGAGGACAAGCUGGACUGGGCCUUCCAAUUGUAUGACAUUGAUGGUGAUGGCAAGAUCACGUAUGACGAAAUGCUGGCGAUCGUUGAGGCGAUCUACAAGAUGGUGGGCUCGAUGGUGAAACUUCCCGAGGACGAGGAUACACCGGAGAAGCGCGUGCGCAAGAUCUUCCGCAUGAUGGAUAAGGAUGAGAACGGCAGCCUCGACAUGGAAGAGUUCAAGGAGGGCAGCAAGCGGGACGAGACCAUCGUCAGCGCGCUGUCGUUGUAUGAUGGGCUGGUGUAG